This is a messenger RNA of Phialemonium atrogriseum, 2355 nucleotides long. RefSeq lists its product as uncharacterized. Lineage: Eukaryota; Fungi; Ascomycota; Sordariomycetes; Cephalothecales; Cephalothecaceae. The transcript has a single exon. The record is from RefSeq and is a predicted model, not a curated record. Bases 302 to 1981 code for a protein of 559 amino acids.
CAGAGAGACCGACUUGAAGCUUGGGCCAACCCUCCAAGGACAUCAUGUGACACCAGUUGAAUCGAAACUGCUCCGCCGUCAUCGAGGAACUACCUACCUAUUCACAGAUUAAGGACCGUCCAUUAUUCUACUGUUCCAAUUGGAUAUGCCAAAUUCCUACCCUAAUGAUCAAAUGGAAUGAGUGAAAUGAUGAACCCUCGUCACGACAGCGAGCUUUGUUCAACGAAUUGAGAGUCGCCAAUGGCAUAUCUAGCUUAGGCUUUUUACUAAACAAUCCCCAGCAUCAAACCCACUCCUCACCAUGCGCCCGCGCCUCCUCAUCCGUCAGAUACCCCUGCGGCUGUCGCAGAAGCGGUCCUUACUUCGCACAUUCACCCAGAAUACCUCGGUCCGAGCGAAGGGAGCCAGACCACAGCUCCCUUUCCUCUCCAUCCCAACAACUACCCGCCAAUCUCAGAGAGUCAGGUACCUGACCACGGAACGCAAGCAAUGGAUCAAAUACGAGUUUAAGCUCGGUAUCAAAUACACCGUGUACUUCUGGAUUGCACUUGUCUGCGUUGCUGCCGGCACCUUCGCCGUCCAACAGGAGAUCCUCGAGCGACAAUAUCCCACCCCGCACGAGUGGCGUUUCCUGACGAGGACCCGAUUCAAGAGCGCCCAUGCCGAGAAGGACAGGAAGGACUCCCAGAUGCCCGAUUGGGUGGUUAUCAUGGAGCUGAUUCAGGGUGUUGUAGAGAGGCUGGAGGAUUCCAAGCUUGACGGGAAAGGCGUCACGAAUGCCGCCUCUGACGCCCCGCCUAGGACCAAGGAUAUAUCGGCGAUGCCCGAGCAUUGGAGGAGGGGAUACUACGAAGCCAUAAUGCUGUAUGCGGCGGCGGCCGAGCACUUGGACGGAUGGGUGGUGGAUAGAACGCGCAAGAUUGUGUUUCCUCCGGAGGUUGUGAUCGGCCCUUCUAACCCUCGCCCAAAGCCGAUUCCUCCCAGUUCCAAGAGCGCUCCCCGAGAGGAGGACUGCGAGGUCGCAUACACAUCUCCAGACGAUAUAUACACCAGGAUAAUAUCGACGCCGGGGUUUACCGACCGCCAACGGAUGGAUGCUUCACUCGCCUAUGCCAACUGGUUGGAGUUCAAGGGGCUCGCUGGGCCUGCAAGUAUCAUGUACGAACGCGCGCUUGAUUUGGCGGUUUCCUCUCGGCCUCCGAACACCCCCAAUCCCGUCAACAAUAAAACCUGGAUCCUCAACGAUGCUGCAGGCAACCCAACUGCCAAUAUCCUCACCUCACUCACAGCGCUAGCCACCUUCCAAGCUCGCGCUGGCAACGUAUCUGCAGCACUACCGAUCUUCAUUUCCAUCCUCAAGGCACGGCGGUCCCUCCCAAUCGCCGACGAGCCGGAUGCCCCAUCUCCGUUUGCGCGAAAGGAGGCUCCGGGCUUCUCGGUGGACAAGGUCAUGAAGUCCCUAAAGGGGAUCCUUCUCCCCCCAUCAUACCCGGCGUCGCCGGACGACGGAAACACGCCGCCGAUUCGCGGCCCGAAGGAGCUGUGCGAGGAGGCAGCCCUGAACCUGCACAUCGGCGAGAUCAUGUACGCGACGCGCGCGACGAGCCGCGAGGAAGGACUCGGCUGGACGAGGGAGGCGGUGGACAUGGCCGAGGAGCAGCUCCACAAGCUGGGCGGCUCGGGCGGCGGCGUAUCGGACCGCGGGGCGAGGACGACGUGCCGCGAGUGCCUGGCCACGGGCCUGUCGAACUGGGCGACCAUGGUGGCGAGGCUGGCGCGGGAGGAGGCGGCCAGGAAGGAGGGCCCGCAGCCCAGAUCUGGGGGUGGCUGGUUCGGCCUGUGGGGCGAGGGCAAGCCCGAGGACCUGGACAGGUGGGCCGCCGAGGAGAAGGUCAUACAGGAGAGGCAGAGGCGGGCCGCGGAGCUGCUGGACGAUCUGGAGCCGCCUCCGAGUGGGACGAGCUCCAUUUUCCAUGCUUGAGGGCGUGCCGAUGCAUAUGGCUUACGUGCCUGCGACUUGUACAGAAUGUAUCUAUAUAAUAUGGGACCGUUCGUUCAGGCUAUUGCCUGUAUCUUGGUUCAAUGAUACGCACUACGAUGUCACCACUCUAAAGCUGGGCGAGUGUUGUGUAACUGGCGUAAUCUGGGCUGUAUCCCUUGAGUUCAGCGUUAUGUAGCCAUGGUUGAUCCCGCACAGCGUGCCAUCCCCCCUUUCCCGGCAGGCUCGAGACGGCCCACCUGAAAGACCGUAAGACCCCAAGGGCCUUCUUCGGUCUUUAAAAGCAAAGCAGCCACACCGGCCAAAAAGGGGACUUCAGUAUCCCUCGUCGACUACCCCGUCGUCUCUCUCCUCAC